AUGUUGCUGCGCGGGAGCUGGCGGCGCCUGGUGCUACCCGCGGCGCCGCGCCCCGGGCACCGCCGGGCGGGCAGUGAGGUCGGGGCGGCGGCCGCACCGCGCUACGAGGUGGUGGUGAUCGGUGGGGGCCAUGCGGGGACGGAGGCGGCGGCGGCGGCCGCUCGCGGCGGGGCCCGCACGUUGCUGCUCACGCACAGGAUCGGCACCAUCGGGGAGAUGUCCUGCAAUCCCUCCUUCGGUGGCAUCGGGAAGGGGCACCUCAUGAGAGAGGUGGACGCCCUGGACGGGCUCUGCGGCCGGCUCUGCGACCGCUCCGGGGUGCACUACAAAGUGCUGAACCGCUGCAAGGGCCCGGCGGUGUGGGGCCUCCGCGCCCAGAUCGACCGGGGCCGCUACAAGGAGAACAUGCAGAAAGAAAUCCUUAACACACCACUGUUGACAGUUCAUGAGGCAUCUGUGGAGGAUCUUCUCUUGACAGAACCAGAACCAGACCAUCCUGGGAAAUGCCAAGUCACAGGAGUUGUUCUGGGGGAUGGGAGCACAGUACAUGCUGGGAGUGUUAUCUUGACCACCGGUACGUUUCUGAGGGGUAUGGUCCUCAUCGGACUGGAGAUGCACCCGGCUGGGCGGCUAGGGGACCAGCCAGCCAUCGGGCUGGCUCAGACUCUGGAGAAACUGGGAUUUGCUGUGGGCAGGCUGAAGACUGGGACGCCGCCCCGACUUGCCAAAGACACGAUUGACUUCAGCGGUCUGGAGGAACGCGCAGCUGACAAUCCUCCGGUGCCGUUCAGCUUCCUCAGCGAGGCUGUGUGGAUCAAGCCGGAAGAUCAGCUGUCAUGUUACCUGACUCGCACUACCCUGAAAGCCCAGCAAAUUAUCCGUGAUAACCUCCACCUGAACAACCACAUAAGGGAGACAACAAGGGGCCCGCGGUACUGUCCCUCUCUUGAAUCAAAGGUUCUGCGCUUCCCAAACCGAGAACAUCAGGUGUGGCUAGAGCCGGAAGGCUUAGAGUCCAAUGUCAUUUACCCCCAAGGCACAUCAAUGACGCUGCCACCUGAGCUCCAGGAGCAGGUGAUCAAAUCCAUCCCAGGCUUGGAAAAAGCCAAGAUGUUACAGCCAGGCUACGGGGUGCAAUAUGAUUUUUUAGAUCCCCGUCAACUGACUGCUUCUCUCGAGUCUCGUCUUGUUCAGCGCCUCUUCUUUGCAGGCCAGAUAAAUGGCACUACAGGCUAUGAAGAAGCUGCAGCUCAGGGUGUGAUUGCUGGGAUCAAUGCUUGCCUACGGGUUCAUGGCAAGCCCCCUUUCACUGUCAGUCGCACCGAAGGCUACAUUGGUGUCCUGAUCGAUGACCUUACCACUCUGGGCACCAGCGAACCAUAUCGGAUGUUCACCAGCCGCGUGGAGUUCCGCAUGUCCCUCCGGCCUGACAAUGCCGAUGCUAGGCUCACCCACAGAGGUUUUGAAGAAGCUGGGUGUGUGUCACAGCAGCGAUAUGAACAAGCAGUUAAGAUGAGAGCUGCUUUAGAGGAUGGAAUUGCAACACUAAAAUCCCUUCAGUUCAGCAUAUCCAAAUGGUCCCAGUUAAUACCAGAAGUUCCCAUCAGUAGCAGUCGAAGGUCGCCUGUCAGUGCCUUUGACAUCCUUCAGUAUCCGGAGGCCAACAUGGAGGUUCUGGCAAGGGCUGUCCCAGAACCCCUGGGAAAGCUUGCUCAAUGGAGAGAACUGGCAGACAGAUUGAAAAUAGAAGCUGCUUACGAGUGGUGUGUAGUCAAUCAACAGCAGGAAAUAGAAGAAGUGCGUCGUGACGAAGCCCUCCGACUGCCAGAGGACCUGGAUUACUUUGCCAUUGAUGCAUCACUCUCAGCAGAGGUGCGGGAGAAACUGGACUCUAACCGUCCCCAGACGAUUGGUGCAGUCAGCCGCAUCCCUGGAAUUACACCAGCUGCUAUCGUUAACCUGCUAAGAUUUGUGAAAACCAAUCACCGGAAGACAGAGAAGCUACAAGCUUUACCUCAGACUGGCAAGUAUUUAGCAGGGAAAAUGCACUCAGAGAAAGCAACUUCCCAAAGACAGAUUUCAGGAGAGUUUUCUGAAGAGGAGCGAGAGUACCUUUGUUAAAAUGUCUUUGUAGAGAAGCGUACCCCUCCUGCUGGAGUACGUGGCAAGAUCACCUGCGCUCACAAGCCUCUUCACAGAUAAAACCCUGCUGGCUGGAUCCAAAGCAGUUCUAGUUGAGUCCUGUGGCAGUGUCAUUGAGUAGAACAAAGGUGACGAAUGUGCAAACCUUAAGUAAAUGCUCAGGAACCUAAAUACAGCCAGUGAUUUUGCCAAUCCAAAAGAAAAGACAGGGGAAUUGCUUUUAAAAUUCUACUCAUUUGGAAGAUGUCAGAUAGUCGAAAUCUGUUCUAAAGCAUCUUGGAAAGGACAAUGUUUUGCUCUUCUGAAAUGAGUAAGAAAUGUUACCAUGCUGAACCUGCUGCAGCACAAGAGGAUUUGAGCUGGAAAGUGUGUUCCAUUGACUUCAGUACUUGCGUUCAUAGCUGUGCAGUGACUACGCACAGUCUGAUGUUUUAGUGUGAUGUCAGCCAAUAGGAAACACUUGGCUAUGCAAAUGCGUGCCACACGAAUAUUUAAACUUACGUAGGAGACUGAUUGAAUGUAAACACUGUAUCCUGGGGUUUUUUUUCUCCUUAAAAUAAAUAAAGCUUAUCUUGAAACUUGC
Molecule: messenger RNA, 2725 nt
Organism: Gymnogyps californianus (California condor)
Lineage: Eukaryota; Metazoa; Chordata; Aves; Accipitriformes; Cathartidae
Gene: MTO1
Product: mitochondrial tRNA translation optimization 1
Exons: 12
Coding region: 1-2121 (706 amino acids)
Biological process (GO): tRNA wobble uridine modification; tRNA methylation
Cellular component (GO): cytosol
Molecular function (GO): flavin adenine dinucleotide binding
Source: RefSeq, a predicted model, not a curated record